AGACUUAAACGAGGACCGGACUGGCAUUGGUCAGAUCAGGACAGUCAUGGUCCCGGUACAGUCAUUGGACAUUCAAAGAAUGCUGGAUGGUUAAAAGUUGAAUGGGACUCUGGAGGUAGAAAUGAAUACAGAUAUGGUGCAGCCUUGAUGGACAGGGUUAAAUUUGAGGUCACUACUUGUUGUGAACCAAGAAUUCUUCAUAACACAAUAAUAGCAGUCGGGUGUAUAGUCACAAGAGGUCCUGAUUGGGAACUUGGAGAUCAAGAUGGUGGAGAGGGAAGUCUUGGUUCUGUGUAUAGGAUCAAGCGGAAUGGGAUAGUUUUUGUAAGGUGGUCAAACGGGUGCUUAAUAAAUCAUAGAUAUGGUUUCGACGGAAAAUUUGACAUCUUUAUAUGGUAA
Molecule: messenger RNA, 399 nt
Organism: Saccostrea cuccullata (small rock oyster)
Lineage: Eukaryota; Metazoa; Mollusca; Bivalvia; Ostreida; Ostreidae
Product: E3 ubiquitin-protein ligase MIB2-like
Exons: 4
Coding region: 148-399 (83 amino acids)
Biological process (GO): protein ubiquitination
Molecular function (GO): metal ion binding; ubiquitin-protein transferase activity
Source: RefSeq, a predicted model, not a curated record